This is a messenger RNA of Hemicordylus capensis (graceful crag lizard), 6777 nucleotides long. It is a transcript of the gene EVPL, whose product is annotated as envoplakin. Gene Ontology annotation, cellular component: cytoskeleton; intermediate filament; membrane. The record is from RefSeq and is a predicted model, not a curated record. The coding region runs from base 194 to 6412 and encodes 2072 amino acids. Gene Ontology annotation, biological process: wound healing; intermediate filament cytoskeleton organization. The transcript is spliced from 24 exons. Gene Ontology annotation, molecular function: cadherin binding; structural molecule activity. Lineage: Eukaryota; Metazoa; Chordata; Lepidosauria; Squamata; Cordylidae.
AGCAGAUAAGAGAGUGUAAAUAUUUAUGGAAACAUUGAAGCUAGAAAAAAGAAGAAAAACUUCCUAAAGCCAUUAUGUAAUAUUGCAGAAAUGAUAUUAUUUCCAACCCAGAAGACUACUGAUCACUGGAGAAAAAAGAGCCUUCCAGUGUUCAUAGUACAAGACCUACCAUCUUCUCCGAUUUCUGGACAGAAUGUACAAUGCACUCCAGGAGAGAACAGACUACAGCAGGCAGAGGCAGCUGAAACCUCUCACCCACCCCUUCCUUCAGGAGGCUUCUGGACGCCAAGAGAGGGGAGCUUCAAGUCCAUCAGAGAUCAUGUUCAAAGGGGUGGGCAAAAGCUCGCCAAGCAGAAGCUCCCCAAGCAAAGGAUCCCCAGCCAAGCAAGCCAAAUCCUCAAGCAGCAAUGACUUGGCUGUGCUCAUCUCUCGCAUGCAAAAAAAUGCUGACCAGGUAGAAAAGAACAUUCUUGGAACACAAACUAAACUUAAGCAGGACAUCAGUAACCACCGGCAAAGCCAGUCUUUUGAGUAUCAGCAAGAGAAUGCCAAAAACCUGAAAGAAGCAGAGUUACUACUGAAAGAUCUCUUUUUGGAUGUGGACAAAGUCAAACGCCUGAAGCAUCCCCAGGCUUUGGAAAUAGAAAAAGACAUUAAGCAGCUCCAUGACCGAGUGGCACAGCAAUGUGCUGAAUAUCGAGAACUCUAUGAAAGGUUUACGGCUCCUGAAACUACAUCCAAAGUGGACUGGGCAAAAAUUCUAGAACAAAAGCAGAAACAAAUUAAUGCUGGGAACUAUGGCCCUACUAUGCCGGAGCUGGAGAAGCAGAUAGCAGAACACAACAUCCUCCAGAAGGAGAUAGAAGCAUAUGGCCUCCAGAUCAAGAAUCUUCAUAGUCCGGAUGUAGCAGAUAUAAAAAGCCGCUAUAAGGAUUUGCUGAAAUCUUCAAUGUGGCGAGGCCAGAGCUUGAACAGCCUUUAUACACACCUCCAAGGUUGCACUAAGGAGUUGGGCUACCUUGCAGAGCAGCAGAACAAGAUCUUGAAGCAAGAAUGGAGUGACCAAAUGAUUGAUCCCCAGACAGUGCGGCGUGAAUAUGAGGACUUCAAGAGCAAUGAGCUCCUUAACCAGGAAGAGUAUGUAAAUACACUCCAGGAUGACGGGGAGAGGAUGAUUCAGCUGAACCAUCCAGCUGUGGAGCCCAUCCAGGCUCAUCAGGAAGCCCUGAAGAGUGAGUGGCAGAAUUUUCUCAACUUGUGCAUCUGCCAGGAGAAUCAUCUGAAGAACAUAGAGAACUAUAGAAAGUUCUAUGAUGAUGUCGAUUCUGUGAGCCAGUCUUUAAACAAGUUGACCAAUGACCUUGAUACAAAAUACAGCAAGUUCAACAAGGACAGCCCAGGAGUGGUGUCUGACUUAAUCCGUCAGCUGGAGAAUGAUGAGAAGACUGUGAAAAAAGCUGAGAAGAACAUUGCUGAGCUGAAAAGGAGGAGCAAGGAGAUCAGUCCUUUGAAACUACGCAGAGUCCACACCUCCCAGCCAAUUACUGUGGAUACCAUCUGUGACUGGGAUUUGGGUGAUGUGCAGCUUGAGAGAGGUGAGAAGUACACUUUGAAAGACAACAGCAACCAGGAGAACUGGGUGGUGCAGAACACCAGCAGGGAGACUAAGGCAGCUCCUGCUGCUUGUUUCUCUAUCCCACCUCCAGAUCUAGAAGCCAUAGACAGAGUUAACAGGUUGGAAGGUGAGCUGAGCACAGUGAAGCAGAAGAGAGCUACGGUCCAGAACACGCUGAGAAGCAGCCACAAGGAGCCAGUUAAAUCCAGCCAUCAAGCUCCAGUCAGAAGCGACACCAUAUCUGAGGCUGACCCCCAAGCUGACCAGUUGCUCCAUAAGCUGGACACAAUUGAUGAUGAGUUGGGCCAGGUCAAGAAGGAAAUUUUUACCCGCAUGAGGUCACCACUAAAUUACAGUGACCCUACAGAGGACCUUACUCGUCGGAUCAGAGACCAAGAGGGAACAACAAGGAGAUUCCAAGCCAUAGGAGCAGAGAAAGAAGCUGCUCAGAAGGAGUGUGAAGCCUAUCUUUCCAAGAAGCCUGCUGGCACUUCUGCCUCUCAGCUCCCCGUGACUCUCAACAACAUCAAGAACAAAUACAAUGAUGUGAAGGUGCUCUCCAGGCUUUAUGAUGAUAAAGCCAAGGCAGGCCUCAAUCUAGAGAAUCAGAUCGAAAACAUGGACAAGAUCAUCAGCACCUUUGAGGCCAAAUUAUCUCAUGAUGGUACUAUCCCAGCCUCACCCAAUGCACUGCAGAACCGUGCCAAUGAACUUCAGAAACUGAAGCGAGAUUUAGUUAAACAGGAGGACAACUUGCUGAAAUUAAACCGUAGCCUCAAGGAUGCAGAGCACAGCUGCAGUGCUGUGCAGAACAACUUCCAAGAGUACUGCCCAGAUCUGCCUAGGCAGAAGAAGGAGGUCCAGCUCCUUAAUGACCGAUAUCAUGCUGUAGCUGAUCAACUGGAUCACCGGGAGAAGACACUCCGGAACACCAGCCUCACCUACCAACAGUUCCAGAAUUCCAAUGAGAACCUGAUGUUCUGGCUCAACAAUCUGCCCAGGUACCAAGUCAAGACCACAGAUGGGCCAAGUCAGAUCAACUAUAAGCUCCAGGCCCAGAAGAGGCUGGCUGAUGAAAUCCAGAGCAAAGAAUCUGACAAGAAUUCCGUAAUCAGCUUGUCCCAGAAUGUGCAGUCUGUUCUCAAUGAUUAUGAACUUCAGGCAGGAAAAUAUCGGUCUUCUCUGGACCCUUCUUUAACUGCUUCAUCUGCCAAACGCCUCCGGGUUACCCCACUUCAGGAGAGCAUCCAGGCUCAGGAAAAUAAUGUGACAAAGCUCUACACAGAGACAGCUGCUGAGAACAAAGAGCAGCUUAGCCGGCUGGAAUUUGCCAAGAAAGUUAUGGACAAGAAGGAAGUAAAUGAGGCAGUGCAGGUGACACAUGAACAGGUUCAGCAGUCUGAAAACACAGCCAAAUCACUGAGAGAAUCAGAAGCCCUGAAAUCUCAGCUGGAAGAGGAAAGAAGCCGGAAGACGAGGGCUGAGCAAGAACUGGAAGAACAGAGAAGCAAACUUCUGAUGUUAAAGACCCAGCGGCCUAUUGAAAGAGUGGAGGAGAAAGAAGUGGUGAAGUACUACAGAAAUCCAUCCCUGGAGACUGAACUGUCUAAAAUAUCUCAACAAACUGAGGAAGAACAUAGGAAGAGAAAGGCCUUGCAGACAGAAAUUGAGAUGAUGAGCAAUAAGGUCCUCCAAAUUGAGAAAGAUAAGAAAGUUGUGAAACCUCAGUUGCUUACUAAAGAGGUUACGAAGAUAGAAAAAGACUCAAGCUUAGAUGCCCAAGCAGCUAGACUGAAAGAAGAGAUCAGGCAUCUCCGGGAUAAUUCAAGUUCCUCCUCUGAACUUGAACAGCUGAGGAAAGAGCUGCAUUUGCUGGAGCAGAUGCAGCCAAAUAUCCGAGAGAAAGUGGUGGUCAAAGAGGUGGUCAAGCUAGAGAAGGACCCAGAGAUGCUAAAAGCAGUCAGGACAUUGCAGAUGCAAAUUGAUGAUGACAGUUUCAAGAGGAAAUCUGUGGUGAAUACAAUAGUGAAACUGAAAAUCAAAAUUGAAGAGCUUGAAAAGCUGAUUAAAACAGCUGAACCUAAAGUCAUUGUGAAGGAAGUAAAGCAAGUGGAGCAAGACCCAGAGCUUCUAAAGGAGGCUUCCAAACUUCAGACUCUUACUGAUGAGGAGAGGAACAAAAACUUGGCACUAGCAAGUGAACUGACAGAGCUGCAGAGUAAAUAUGGUGUUGUGGAGAAGCAAAAGCCUAAAGUGGAGAUUAAAGAAAGAGUUAGUGAGAUAUUCCGGCUUGACCCAGAAACAGAAGAGGAGAUUGCACGUUUGAAGAGAGAGCUCCAAGAAGCUUCAAGAAAAAGGACAAGAAUUGACCAGGAAGUGGAAACAGCCUUGAUGGAGCUCAAUGUUCUCAAGUCUCAAGCACCCACUGUGGAGUUUAAAGAAGUCAUCCAAGAGGUGGUGAAGAUGGAAAAGAGCCCCGAGAUUCUGAGAGAAAUAGACCGGUUGAAACAACAGUUGAAUGAUCUUGUGAAUACCAAUGGCAGGUCCCAAGAACAGCUGAUCAGGCUUCAGGGAGAACGGGAUGGGUGGAAGAGGGAAAGAUCUAAGGUCGAAACCAAGCUGGUUAACAAGGAAGUAGUCCGAUAUGAGAAUGACCCUCUUUUAGAGAAAGAAGCUGAACGCCUCCGCCAAGAAGUACGCAAUGCAUCACAAAAGAGGAGAGCAGCUGAAGAUGCUAUCUAUGAUCUGCAAAAUAAGUACAUGCUUCUGGAGAGGAGAAAGCCUGAGGAAAAAGUGGUGGUCCAAGAAGUAGUUCUUACCCAGAAAGAUCCAAAGCUCAGAGAUGAGCACAGCAGGCUGAGUAAGAGCAUGGAUGAUGAAGUGAACAACCGUCGGCGCCUCGAACGUGAAGUCCAGCAGCUUCGGGCAGUAGUAGAAGAGAAAGAGAAGUUGCUUAACUUCCAAGAAGACAGAAACAAAAGGCUUGCUUUGGAAAAGGAAAUGCGGCAGAUCACCUUGAGGAUAAAGGAAAUUGAGGAAAGCCCUGCCCCAGUUCAAGAGAAAAUAAUAAUGGAGGAAGUGGUCAAGUUAGAGAGAGAUCCAGUUCUUGAGCAGUCUAGCACCAACCUGCGGGUGGACCUGGAUAAUGAGAAGGCUCAAGUGCUGAAUGUGCAGAGGGAGUGCAAGAACCUUCAAUCCCAGAUUGACGUUCUGCAAAAAACCAAGUCCCAGGAAAAGACAAUCUACAAGGAGGUAAUCAGAGUAGAAAAGGAUAGAGUACUAGAAAAUGAGCGAGCACGUCUCUGGGAUCUGCUAAGCCGGGAGCGAACUGCACGGCAGAAUGCAGAAGAAGAUAUUAGGCGUCUGAAGGAAAAGAUUGAGAGAGCAGAAGGCAUGAAGAGGACUUGGUCCAGAGAAGAGGUUGACCUCCAGAAAACUCAGAAUGUGACAAUGCAAGAAAAAGCCAAUCUUGAGGAUGAGUUAAGGGAACUGGAAAGGCAAAAACAACAGAAAAUCAUCUUCCUUAGGGAACAGACCAAGCUCCUGAGCCAAAGGACAGAGAAUGACAGGCAAAAGAAAAUGCAGCUUGGUCAAGAGCUUUCUCGCCUUGAAUCAGACAUACUUACAGAGAAAGACCAGAUUUAUGAAAAGGAAAGGCAUAUCCGGGAACUUCAAUCCAGAGUCAACAAGGAAGAACUAAAUCACGAAACUCAGAUGAGAGAGACGAAUCUCUCCACAAAGAUCUCCAUUCUGGAUCCAGAGACUGGCAGGGAUGUGUCACCCUAUGAGGCCUACAGGAGAGGCAUGAUAGACAGGAACCAGUAUAUCCAGCUGCAAGAACUAGAGUGUGAUUGGGAGGAAGUCACAACCUUGGGACCCAAAGGGGAAGUUUCUGUCCUCCUUGACAAGAAGAGUGGGAAGCAAUACUCCAUAGAUGAUGCCCUGCGGUUUAGGAGGAUUACAAAGGAAGAAUACCAGCUCUACAAGGAAGGCAAGAUCCCCAUCUCUGAAUUUGCUCUUCUGGUAGCAGGAGAAAUUAAGCAGACGUCAUCCUUGUCUAUUGGUUCAAUCAUCUCCAGAUCUCCAGCUACAUCUCCUAUGUUCCAACAAAAGCAGAGCUUCUUUCCUCCUGGUCCACAGAUGGCCUUCUGUGACGAUACUUUUCCUAUUGCUGGUGUGUAUGACACCACAACUGACAACAAAUACAAUAUCAAAUCUGCUCUUGGCAAGAAGCUGGUAGACCCAUUGACAGCUCAGAAGCUUCUAGAAGCCCAGGCUGCUACUGGAGGCAUUGUUGAUCUUCUGUCGCGAGAUCGAUACUCUGUCCACAAAGCCAUCGAUAGAGGACUGGUUGAAAACACCUACAUGCAGAGGCUGCUGAAUGCCCAGAAAGCGUUCACAGGGAUUGAAGAUCCUGUUACCAAGAGAAGGCUGUCUGUAGGAGAGGCAGUCCAGAAAGGGUGGAUGACCAAGGACAAUGCCUUUCCCUAUCUACAGGUCCAACACCUGACUGGAGGGUUAAUAGAUCCCAAGAAAACUGGUCGUAUUCCUGUGUCAGAAGCUACCCAGACAGGCAUGCUUAGCAGUGAUUUAGCUAUGAUGCUGGAAGAUGAAUCCAGCUAUGAACAAGAUCUUGUUGACCCUAUCACCAAAGAGAAAAUUCAUUACAAAGAGGCCAUGGCUCGCUGUAGGAAAGAUCCUCUCAGUGGGCUCCUCCUCCUCCAAGCCAGCUCUGAUGGGUACCAGUCAUACCAGUCAGCAAACCGUUCACCCACCAUACCCCGGUUCAGGCACUGAGGCAAGCACCAUUGUCUUCAAUCCUCCCCGCCCUCCCAUAGCUUCAGGUGCUUUAAAUCCUCAGUAGAGCUCAGAUACUGUCCCUAGGUGUACAGGGUGCCUGGCACGUAUGAGUGUCUAUGUGCUAUUCUAGACAGCUAGUCUUACUUCCUUAUACCAAGGUAGUAAUCUGUUUCAAAGGAAAGAUGGUGCUGCUGAAGGGAGAAGGGUCUUAGUGCAGGUGUAGACUGUAGGGCAAUAAAGGAGAUUUUUAAACUGAACAAAUACGCUUUUACUCUGUGUCCUUGUCAAGUCUGAAGGGAUGUGUGUCAAGGUGCGUUGAACUAGAUCAUUGCUAUGCAUGCAAUAAAAAACAUGAAAAUAUG